AUGAAUCCUCAAGCGUUGAAGAUAGGUGUUAAAGGAUUAAGGAAGUUACGAAAUGGAGCAAUUGCUAUUGAAGUUGAAAAGGCGAGUGACAAGAUCAAGCUACAAAAGGCAGUGGUUGAGAUAUCAGGAAUGACAGCACGUGAGCCUAAGAAAAGAGUGCCAAAAGUAAUUAUACAUUCGGUACCAAAAGAAAUUGAAAAAGAUGAUAUAAUAAAGUAUGUGUAUCAGCAAAAUGAAAUAUUGCAGGGAAAUAAUACAGGAUUUGAAGAAUUUGAAAGGGGUUUCAUGGUUAGAUUUUCCCUAGGAAAUAGGAAUAAAUCCACCUCUAGUUGGGUGGUUGAUGUUAGCCCUCAAAAUAGAAUACAGCUAUUAAAGCUUGGAAAACUGAAUUUACAAUGGGUGAGAUGCCCAGUGGAGAAUUUUGUACCUAUAGUACAGUGUUUUAAUUGUUGUAGAAUGGGGCAUUUUGCCCGGGAUUGCAAGCAAGAGACCCCCACAUGUAGUCAGUGUGGAGAGGGUCAUAGAUACAGAGAUUGUCCGAAUAAAAAUACUGUUAGAAUGUGUUGUAACUGUAAGAGGGAUAAACUGGCAGAUACAAGGCAUAAUGCCCUAGAUAUAAAAUGUCCAUUGGUAUUGAGGGCGAAGGCAACAAUUAUUAGUCGGACUGAUUAUGGAGGUGGAAUCAAUUAA
Centruroides sculpturatus (bark scorpion) is the source of this 690-nucleotide messenger RNA. RefSeq lists its product as uncharacterized. Lineage: Eukaryota; Metazoa; Arthropoda; Arachnida; Scorpiones; Buthidae. The transcript has a single exon. Bases 1 to 690 code for a protein of 229 amino acids. Gene Ontology annotation, molecular function: zinc ion binding; nucleic acid binding. The record is from RefSeq and is a predicted model, not a curated record.